AAAGGGAACCAAUACGGUUUCGUUUUACCGUUUGGCUUUAAAUACCACCCGCCUCGUGAGCUGCGUCAUCCCUGCAGUUGGAUCCAAGUUCGUCGCUUGUCACGCGCAAACUCGAAACAUGCCUCCCGUAACGCACCUGAAAAGAUCUCAACCGUCGAUCAACUACUUAUUCACAAUCCAACGGCUUCAAACCCGCCAGUUCUCUUCUCCUGCACGACCUUCCUCUUCAUCGCCGUUGAUUCAAGCCCCGUGUUUCACCGCAGACAAGCAAAACGAAUCUCGUUUGACGAAGUGGAUCUCAGGGAUCCUACUUGGCUCGAGCUUAGGGUUGUUGUUUUGGUCUUCUUCGUCGGAUUCCAAGUCUCCUUUCUUGAUCAGUCGGUCGGUUUUGUCUUUUUCUGAUUCUUCGUCGCAUGCUGAAGAAUCGAUCGUGGAUGAUCCACCUUGGUCGAAUUCGUUGUUAAGGAAGUUUUCGCUGCCUGAUUACAGCUCUAAGUUCAUCUUCGGAGAUGCAUAUAGGAGAAAGGUUUUCUUUAACUACGAGAAGCGCUUACGGUUGCGGAGCCCGCCGGAAAAAGUCUUUGAAUACUUCGCAUCCGUUAAAACACCAGAAGGAGAAAUACUUAUGAGACCUUCGGAUUUGAUGCGAGCAGUUGUUCCUGUUUUCCCUCCAUCUGAAUCCAACCUCGUGAGAGAUGGUUAUUUGAGCGGGGAAAGGAACCCUGGCGAUUUACGAUGCGACCCUUCACAAUUUUUCAUGCUCUUUGACGUGAACAAUGAUGGACUUAUAUCUUUCAAAGAGUAUAUAUUUUUCGUAACAUUACUCAGCAUCCCAGAAUCGAGCUUUUUGAUGGCUUUCAAAAUGUUUGACAUGGACAACAGUGGGGAGAUUGAUAAGGAGGAAUUUAAGAAAGUGAUGGCUUUGAUGAGAACUCGUAAUAGACAAGGAGCUGUCCACAGGGAUGGACUUCGCACUGGGUUAAAGGUCAAUGGUUCUGUGGAUAAUGGAGGUUUAGUGGAAUACUUCUUUGGCAAAGAUGGAAAUGAACGCCUCCAGCAUGAUAAAUUUGUACAGUUUUUGAGAGAGUUGCGUGAUGAAAUGCUAAGGUUGGAGUUUGACCACUAUGACUACAAACGACAAAAAUCCAUCUCAGUUAAGGAUUUUGCUCUCUCAAUGGUUGCUUCUGCCGAUAUGAGCCAUUUAGACAGGUUGCUUGAUCGAGCUGAUGAACUAAAUGACAGACCACUACUUCGGGGCACUCGCAUCACAUUUGAGGAAUUUAAAAACUUUGCAGAGCUACGAAGAAAAUUGCACCCAUUUUCUAUAGCCCUUUUCAGUUAUGGGAAAGUAAAUGGCCUUUUGACAAGGAAGGACUUUAAACGAGCUGCAUUCCAUGUGUGUGGUUUAUCACUUUCCGACACUGUCAUUGAUAUCAUUUUCCAUCUGUUUGAUGCAAACCGGGAUGGAAAUUUGAGUGCGGAUGAGUUUGUUAGUGUUCUAUGCAGAAGGGAAAAGGAUAUUGCACAACCUGUGGGGAAAGGACUCUUUGGUUUCUUACGGAACCGUGGAAAUAAUUUCUCUAUCAGCCAGUUUCUUCCUUAAUACAUAUCACUGUACAAAUGGCCCCUGAAGUUAUGCAAAGGGUGCUUCUAGAUUCCUGAGUAUUCAAACUUGCUGUCAGCCAAGAAGUUCCCGUAUGACUUGAGUUGCUGUUAAAGAAGGCGUUCAGGAAUUCUGAUGAGUUGAUACAGAGCUGUUGACAAGUGGGCAAUGUUCAGAAACAGGAAAAGUGAUUAUUUCCCAACCUAUUGUGCCAGGAAUAUUUAGAUUUCAAACUUGCAGCUGGAAUUGGAGAUCUAGCAACAUCAUUUUAUUUCCUACAUCAAUCAAGGAUUCGAGGUGCAUUUUCUUACCCUUGAUGUGAAGAUGUUAUCAAUAGUUGAUGUCCAUGCAAUUUAUAACGUAAUGGCAGUUAAAUUGCUAGCUUAAGUUUUGGAUUCAAGUUUGACUGAUCUGCUUGGGAUUCUGUGGCACAUGAGGUAUAGAAGAUUGAAAUAUGAAACUAUUUCUUAAAAAUCCCAGCACGAGACAGUUAAUCCUUGCACCUGUACAUAUACUUCCAGUGGGUUAUCGAUCCUUACACUUGUUCUCCUAUCGGUUUGUCUUUGUCAAUAUCUUGAGAGAACUGAGAAAGUUAAUGUACAUAAUGAGUUCAAUAAGUAUUUCUAUUGGUUUAUUA
Messenger RNA from Carica papaya (papaya), 2240 nucleotides. Its product is annotated as calcium-binding EF hand family protein. The record is from RefSeq and is a predicted model, not a curated record. Gene Ontology annotation, cellular component: uniplex complex. Lineage: Eukaryota; Viridiplantae; Streptophyta; Magnoliopsida; Brassicales; Caricaceae. Gene Ontology annotation, biological process: mitochondrial calcium ion homeostasis; calcium import into the mitochondrion. Gene Ontology annotation, molecular function: calcium ion binding.